CCGCGGUUUCCCUCCGGACCGGCCGGGUGAACACAUGCCGGGGUUCGAGCUCGUCCCGGUGGCCGGCGGGGAGCCCAUCCGCCUGCCGGAGGGGGAGACGGUGCUGGGCCGGGGCCCGCUGCUGGGGGUCAGUGACAUGAGAGUGUCCAGGAGACAUGGACUGCUGGAGAACCUGGAUGGACGACUGCGCCUCAAGCCAAUCCACGUGAACCCGUGCUUCAGUCAGUCGUCUCUGGACGCCAGCCCCGAGGCUCUGCAGAGGGACAGCUGGUACACGCUUCGUGAUGGAGACCUGUUCUCCCUGCUGCCGGGGAGGUGCGUCUACAAGGUGGCGGCCGUGGGCGGAGGAGACGGCCCGCUGAGAGGCGAUCAGGAGUUUGAAGAAGAGGAAGAACCGCCCAUCCGUCGUUCCUCUCCAGAGCAGGAAGUCCAGUCUCCUCUUCCUGCUGAAGAGGAGCAGGUUCGAGCUCCUCCUCCUCCUCCUCCUGCUGGACGGGACGAGGGUCGGACUCCUCCCUCCGAGGCACCGACACGAGCCGCUGAGCAGAACAACCAGCGAGACGAGCAGGAAGCCAGCAGCCCCAACAGAACUUCAGAUCAGGUAGACUUUGCACUGUCAAAACAAGUGGAGGACGACGAGAAGCUCGUUCCUGUUCCUGUUCCCAAGAAAAGGGUUUUACCUGCUUGGAUGAUGAGCAGUGUAACGUCUCCCAAGUCGCCCCCCUCCACCCCUAAAGCUGUGAAGAAAGGCAGAAGAGCGACGCAGCCGGCGAGCAGCAGUAAACGAGGCCCAGCGAGCCGGGCCGGUCCCGCUGCGACGUCCUCAGCCCAGGACUCAGAGCACAGCGAGGCCGAGGAAACACCCAGGAGGAAGAGGAGGAGGAAGACGAGCGAUGAGGAAGGAGAGGCUCGGCCUGAAACAAACAACAAUCCCUCACGGGCGGCCAAAGCCAGGCAGGGGGAAUCGAGUCGGGCCGAGGUGAGCGACGAGUCUGACAACUUUAACAUGGAGGUGGAGGAGGAGGGAGACGAGGCCGAGACGUCCGCAGGGAAAAGAAACACCACAACGCACACGGCUGCCAUCAGACAGCCUGACAACGGGGACAAGAAGACGAAAAAUGGACUGAAGGCCAGCAGGGCGGAGUCUGCGUCCGUCCCUGCCCCGUCCAAAACCCGCCUCAGAACACCUUGUCCGUACGGGAAGGACUGCUACAGGAAAAACCCCCUCCAUUUCCAAGAGUGCAGUCACCCUGGAGACUCUGACUAUGAGGAAGAGGAGGAGAAGGAGGAGAAGGAGGAGGAGGAGGAGGAUGCAGAGCGGCCGGAGUGUCCUUACGGCACCGACUGCUACAGGAAAAACCCUCUUCACAGGAAAGAGUUCAAACACACCAAGAGACCCGCGCGGAAUACAAGGACGCUUCGCAGAAAGCCCGCUGCCGAUGAAGACGACGACGACGACGAUGACUUCGGGGACGAUGACAGCUUCAUUAACGAUGACAGCGAGGACGUCGGCGAUGACUCGGACUAUGUCCCCCCUGACUCAGAUGACAGCGGUAAGGAGGACAUCAAACGACUCCAAAAAGAAGCAAAGACCUUUCUUAAGAGGCGGAAAUAAUCACAAACUACUUAAAAAAAAAAAAAAAAAAACGUUUACUUUUUAAGACCUUUACAUACAAAAACAUCUGUUUUAUCGGCUGAA
Messenger RNA from Myripristis murdjan (pinecone soldierfish), 1699 nucleotides. RefSeq names its product aprataxin and PNKP like factor (gene aplf). The record is from RefSeq and is a predicted model, not a curated record. Gene Ontology annotation, molecular function: DNA-(apurinic or apyrimidinic site) endonuclease activity; 3'-5' exonuclease activity; protein binding. Gene Ontology annotation, cellular component: nucleus; site of double-strand break. Lineage: Eukaryota; Metazoa; Chordata; Actinopteri; Holocentriformes; Holocentridae. Gene Ontology annotation, biological process: double-strand break repair. The transcript is spliced from 10 exons. The coding region runs from base 35 to 1615 and encodes 526 amino acids.